This is a messenger RNA of Pseudocercospora fijiensis CIRAD86, 561 nucleotides long. RefSeq lists its product as uncharacterized. Gene Ontology annotation, cellular component: TIM23 mitochondrial import inner membrane translocase complex. Gene Ontology annotation, biological process: protein import into mitochondrial matrix. The record is from RefSeq and is a predicted model, not a curated record. The transcript has a single exon. Lineage: Eukaryota; Fungi; Ascomycota; Dothideomycetes; Mycosphaerellales; Mycosphaerellaceae. The annotation marks the transcript as partial.
CGACGGAGGGCUGUCACGGUGGUCAACGAUACUGGAGCUGUGCCGUGGAAAGAUCUGACCCUUGGCGAGAAGGCCGCCCGUACGACACAACAGUCGUUCAACUUCGGUCUCGUGCUCCUCGGCUUUGGACUGACUGGAGGCGUGGCUGUUGUACUAUGGCUCGAGGUCUUCUCUACAGACAGCAAGACGGCAUACUUCAAUCGAGCGGCCGACAGGGUUCGAGCUGACCCGAAAUGUCGCGAGAUCCUCACUGGAGAGAGCAUGAGCCGCAAAAGAGAUGUGCAGGCUUACGGCGAGCCAAGCUGGAGCAGAUGGGCAAGGAACAGAAUCAUCGCGAGCCGAUUGGAGACGGAUAGAGCUGGCGUCGAACAUCUACAUAUGCAUUUCUACGUGGAGGGAAAAGCAGCAAAGGGUACCGUGAAUCUGCACAUGACGAAACGACCUGGAGAAGACUUCGAAUAUCAGAUGCUGGCUCUCGAUGUGCCUGGCCAGCAGCGAUACUACCUGGAGAACGCCAGCAGCCCGCAGAGAAAGGUCGGAAAGAUGUUUGGCGUGAAUUGG